GCAGAAAAUGACCACUAUUUCACAACCUCCUCUCCUAAUCUCAUACAAACACGACUCUUCGCCAGAGUCAGUAAUUCCCCUAUAAACGUCCGAACCCUUUCAAUUACGAAAAGAGAGUGAGGAUCCCCUCAAAAGCAUGAGCAACGACUAUACAAAGCCCGGCGACCACCAGCAGCAGUAUGGGACCUUUGCAGGUGGGCCCCCUGUUUACCCCCCUCAGCAGCCGGCCAUGGGGUUCCCUCAGCCGGUAACCCCUCCUGCUGCGCCUACUUACUAUGCCCACGGCUAUCAAGCUGUUCCCGGUUAUGGAGCAGUUGCUGAAGGGAGACCAGUAAGGCAGCCACGUCUUCCAUGCUGUGGAAUGGGCAUGGGAUGGUUUCUGUUCAUCAUUGGCUUCUUCCUCGCUGCUAUUCCAUGGUAUGUUGGGGCUUUCAUUCUGCUGUGUGUCAGAGUGGAUUACAGAGAAAAACCAGGAUAUGUUGCUUGCACAAUUGCGGCUAUUAUUGCAGUCAUUGCCAUCGUAUUUGGUGCAACGAAGGGAGCUGAUGUCUGGUGAUUCACUGGCAACAAAGGAUUGAUUAUGUAUGUGUAUAUUUCCUGAAUCCUAUACAAACGGAACUAUCUGAAACUUAUUUAUUCCGUAUAGUGUGAGCUGUGUCAAGAUCUAUACUUGCUUGUAGGAAUCAGUACAGUUAAAUAUCAAUGUGGAAACUUUUGGAUAUUAUUACCUCUUAUACAUUGAUUGUUUCGCCUGACUCCAACCAUCUUAUGUACAUGGUUUUAUCUAUUGAAAUGGAUAUUAAAGUUA
This is a messenger RNA of Asparagus officinalis (garden asparagus), 808 nucleotides long. RefSeq names its product 60S ribosomal protein L18a-like protein. Lineage: Eukaryota; Viridiplantae; Streptophyta; Magnoliopsida; Asparagales; Asparagaceae. The record is from RefSeq and is a predicted model, not a curated record.